AUGUUUAAAAGUGAUAAGAUAAACGAAAUGAUUUUUACCCCUUCAUUAUUUCAGAUGAGAGAAAAAACACAAUUAUUUGAAAAAGAUAUCAUCUGUAGUGAUUUAAGAAUUAUAAAACGUAACUUAGUUUAUGUAUCAGGAAUAACAAACGAAUAUGCGAAUACAAAUUUAUUCAGUAGCUUCCGGUUCUUUGGGAAAUUCGGGAACAUAAAAAAAUUAAUUGUUAACACAAGGAUAAGAUUGAACGAGUCAAUACAUCUGAUAUACAUAACAUAUAUUGGAGAAGUGGAGGCAAAAAGAUGUAUAAGAGAAACAGAUGGGUCAAUUUUGGGAGGAAAAGUAAUAAGAUGUACAUAUGGAACAUCUAAAUAUUGUACAUUUUUCCUAAAAGGGGUACCCUGUCAAAACACAGAUUGUAUGUAUUUACAUGAGUUUGCAGCGAAAGAGGAUAUACUUUCAAAGGAAGAUUUAGGACACAUGAGAACAGAACUACAUGAUUUUGAAACAAUAAACCAUGGCAAAGUAGUCUUGGGAUUGGAUGAUAAAUAUGAGUUUUUAGAUGAGUUAUUAAGAUAUAAAAAGGAAGCGAGUUUUGAACCCCCCUCAAGAAUAACAUUUAAACCACUUUAUUUAGAGAACGAAAUACCCGAAGAAUAA
Hepatospora eriocheir is the source of this 657-nucleotide messenger RNA. NCBI's taxonomy places the organism in Eukaryota, Fungi, Microsporidia, Hepatosporidae. The record is from the annotation of a GenBank genome assembly.